AGGCCUGUCGACGUCCAAGCAGCGCCAGCUGCUGCUGAUCGCCGUACGCACGCGCCCGCAUACAGAGGAAAAAUCUCGCAGAAGCACUGGAUAUUUCCAACCUUCCUCACACUCGCGAUCCAGCCGGCCAUACAUCUUAUUGUUUGCCUGACAUGGGCCUUCCUGCCGACUUCGACGAUAGACAGAUACAUUUAGAGUCCGAGGCAGACGCCUACCAUCCCUAUGAAUAUCAAACCGACAACAACAGCUCCUGGGCUGGCGCCCUGCCGGUGAAGCAGGGGCUGUACGACCCAAGCUUGGAGAAAGAUGCGUGCGGUGUCGGGUUUGCCUGCCAUAUCAAGGGAAAAGCGAGCCACAAAAUUGUUAGCGAUGCCCGCAACCUCCUUUGCAACAUGACCCACCGUGGCGCGGUGGGUUCUGAUGCUCGAGAUGGUGAUGGUGCUGGUGUUAUGACCUCGAUACCCCACAAGUUCUUCAUCAAGAAUUUUGAAAGAGAGGAAGGCAUUAAACUCCCCCCUCUGGGGCAGUAUGCGGUGGGGAAUCUUUUCUUUAAGCCGGACGAGGAGACGUUGCAGGAGUCGAAGCGGCAGUUGGAAGAUAUUGCCGAGUCGUUGGGGUUGAGAGUUCUGGGCUGGCGAUCACCUCCUGUAGACUCUACUCUCCUUGGCCCUGCUGCGUCCUCGCGCGAGCCCUUCAUCUUCCAGCCAUUUGUUGUCCUUGCGUCUGCGUAUGGCUCUGGGAAUGCCCCUGAAAUGACGGACCCAGAAAAAUUCGACGAACGGCUAUUCGAACGUCAGUUAUACGUCCUUCGAAAGCGUGCUACUCAUUCUAUCGGUCUUCAUAAUUGGUUCUAUCUUUGUUCCCUUUCAAACAAGAACAUUGUUUACAAGGGGCAGCUCGCGCCAGUUCAGGUCUAUCAGUACUAUCAUGAUCUGGUAAAUGCUGAUUAUGAGGCUCAUUUUGCCCUCGUACACUCUCGUUUCUCCACCAACACCUUCCCUUCCUGGGAUCGUGCCCAGCCGCUUCGAUGGGCGGCCCAUAACGGUGAGAUAAACACUCUCCGCGGAAACAAGAACUGGAUGCGCGCCCGAGAGGGUGUCAUGCAGUCCGACAUUUUUGGCGACGAGCUCGAGCACCUGUACCCCAUUGUGGAAGACGGCGGUUCCGACUCGGCGGCCUUCGACAAUGUUCUCGAACUCCUCACUAUUAAUGGCGUUCUUUCUUUGCCGGAAGCCGUCAUGCUGAUGGUUCCCGAGGCCUGGCAAGGUAACACUGCCAUGGACCCCAAGAAAGCGGCUUUCUACGAAUGGGCUGCGUGCCAGAUGGAGCCGUGGGAUGGCCCCGCACUCUUUACCUUUGCGGACGGCCGAUUCUGUGGCGCCAACCUGGACCGAAACGGUCUCCGCCCUUGUCGCUACUACAUCAUGGAUGAUGACCGCAUAAUCUGUGCCUCGGAGGUCGGUACUAUCCACGUCGACCCUGAGCGCGUUCUCCAAAAGGGGCGCCUCCAACCAGGCCGCAUGCUUCUGGUUGACACCCAGGCCGGCCGUUUGAUCGACGACUCGGAGCUUAAAUCGGCGGUCUCCAGCCGAAACGACUUCCGGUCGUGGAUAGACCAGGAGCUCAUCAGCUUGCCGAAGGUCCUCAGCCGAGUAUCCGAGAAACAGGCCGCAGACAUCGCGGCAAAGCCGGAUUCUACCCUGCUCCAGCAAGACCCCCGAUUGCUUGCAUUCGGGUAUACCUACGAGCAGGUCAGCCUGCUCCUUGCUCCCAUGGCUUCCGACGAGAAAGAGGCUCUGGGGUCUAUGGGCAACGAUGCUCCCUUAGCCUGUCUCUCCCAAAGCCCCCGCCUCCUCUAUGAAUACUUCCGUCAGCUCUUUGCCCAGGUGACCAACCCUCCCAUCGACCCGAUCCGAGAGUCGAUCGUCAUGUCUCUGGAGUGCUAUGUUGGUCCGCAAGGUAACUUGCUCGAGAUGGACUCUUCUCAAUGUGCCCGGCUACUGCUCCCAAGUCCGAUCCUUUCCAUUCCGGAGUUCAACGCGCUCACCCACAUAUCCCAAGUGCAUCCCGAAUGGACGGUGAAGACGAUUGAUCUCACCUUCCCCAAGUCCGAGGGCGUCGCUGGUUAUAUGAAGCAACUCGACUUCAUAUGCGACGAGGCCACGGCUGCUAUCGAGGCUAGGGAUAGGAUUAUCGUGCUCUCCGACCGGAAGACGUCCGCUGACCGCAUCGCCGUUUCGACACUUCUGGCUUCAGGUAUGGUUCACCAUCACCUGGUCAGCAACAAGUGGAGAUCCAUGGCGGCCAUUGUGCUCGAGACGGCCGAGGCUCGCGAGGUCCACCAUAUGUGCGUCCUGCUCGGUUACGGGGCGGAUGCUGUCAACCCCUAUCUUGCGAUGGAAUGCAUUCUCAAGCUCAACCGUGAGGGGUUGAUUCGACGGAAGCUUUCUGAUGAUGCCCUCAUCGCCAACUACAAGCACUCUUGCGACGGCGGUAUCCUCAAAGUCAUGAGCAAGAUGGGCAUUUCGACCCUCGCCAGUUACAAGGGCGCUCAAAUCUUUGAAGCGCUCGGCGUUGAUGAUGAAGUUGUCGAGAGGUGUUUCCGGGGAACGGCCUCCCGCAUCAAGGGUCUCACCUUCGAGCUUAUUGCCGAAGAUGCAUUCCGCUUCCACGAACGCGGAUUCCCGUCGCGCUACACCGUUAGCGUCCCUGGUCUCCCGGAGUCUGGCGAGUACCAUUGGCGUGAUGGCGGCGAGGCCCAUAUCAACGACCCAACUUCGAUUGCGAAUAUCCAGGACGCUGUCCGGACAAAGAAUGACAAAUCGUAUGAGGCCUAUUCUCGUUCGGAGUAUGAACAAAUCAAAGCUUGCACGUUGCGAGGCAUGCUAGACUUCAAAUUCGAGGAAACUAACCCGAUUCCCAUUGACCAAGUCGAGCCCUGGACUGAAAUUGUACGCCGCUUCUGCACCGGUGCCAUGUCUUACGGAUCGAUUUCCAUGGAGUCUCACUCCACUCUGGCUGUCGCCAUGAACCGGCUAGGCGGCAAAUCAAACACUGGCGAGGGUGGAGAGGACCCCGAACGAUCCCAAGUGAUGCCGAACGGCGAUACUAUGAGGUCCGCCAUCAAGCAAGUUGCGUCAGGGAGAUUCGGUGUUACUUCCGCAUAUCUUGCCGACUCCGACGAACUCCAGAUCAAGAUGGCCCAGGGUGCGAAGCCCGGCGAAGGUGGCGAGCUUCCCGGUCACAAGGUCUCCAAAUCUAUCGCCCGAACUCGCCACUCGACUCCCGGUGUUGGUCUCAUCUCGCCCCCGCCUCACCACGAUAUCUACUCCAUUGAGGAUUUGAAGCAGCUUAUCUACGACCUCAAAUGCUCAAGCCCCAGAUCCCGCGUCUCUGUCAAGCUCGUCUCCGAGACGGGCGUCGGUAUCGUUGCUUCGGGUGUCGCAAAAGCCAAGGCCGAUCACAUCCUGAUUUCCGGGCAUGACGGCGGCACCGGCGCUAGCAGAUGGACUGGGAUCAAAUACGCGGGCCUCCCCUGGGAGCUUGGCCUUGCGGAAACUCACCAGACACUGGUUUUGAACGACCUGCGUGGCCGAGUUGUCGUCCAGACCGACGGUCAACUCCGAACCGGACGAGACGUCGCCAUUGCCUGCCUGCUCGGUGCCGAAGAAUGGGGAUUUGCUACGACUCCCCUCAUCGCCAUGGGCUGCAUUAUGAUGAGGAAGUGCCACCUGAAUACUUGCCCGGUCGGUAUCGCGACUCAGGACCCCGAGCUUCGCAAGAAGUUCAAAGGUACACCUGAGCAUGUGAUCAACUUUUUCUACUAUGUCGCCAACGAGCUCCGAGCUAUCAUGGCCCAGCUUGGUUUCCGGACGAUCAAUGAAAUGGUUGGCCACGUCGAGUGCCUCAAGGUCCGAGAUGAUCUCCGGACCAACAAGACCGCCAACAUUGAUCUCUCGCUCAUCCUUACUCCAGCCCACAAGCUUCGACCCGGCGUGGCGACGUUCAACGUUCGAAAGCAGGAUCACCGUCUCUACGUCCGCCUCGAUAAUAAGCUUAUUUCGGAGGCUGAGUUGACGCUGGAUAAAGGGCUUCCGUCGCGAAUCGAGUGCGACAUCGUCAACACGGACCGAGCCAUGGGUACGUCUCUAUCUUACCACAUUUCCAAGCGGUAUGGUGAGGCUGGUCUUCCGAUGGAUACCGUGCAUGUCAACAUUAAGGGUUCGGCCGGGCAGUCUUUCGGCGCGUUCCUCGCGCCCGGCGUCACGUUGGAAUUAGAAGGCGACGCCAACGAUUACGUCGGGAAAGGACUAUCCGGCGGUCGAUUGAUCAUCUACCCCCCGCGCUCGGCAGUGUUCAAGGCGGAGGAGAACGUUCUGGUCGGUAACGUUUGCCUGUACGGAGCCACCAACGGUACCUGCUUCUUCAGAGGUGUCGCUGCAGAGCGAUUUGCCGUCCGAAACUCUGGUGCCACCGCCGUCGUCGAAGGGGUUGGUGACCAUGGUUGUGAGUAUAUGACUGGCGGCCGCGUCGUGAUUCUGGGGAGCACCGGGCGCAACUUUGCUGCGGGUAUGUCGGGUGGUAUCGCCUACGUUCUCGAUAUCCAGGGCAAUUUCCUGUCGAAGCUCAAUAUGGAGAUGGUUGAAGCUUCCGAGGUUACGGAUCCGGCCGAAAUCGCAUUCCUACGUGGCUUGGUCGAGGACCACCAUCACUACACCGGCUCUGAACUGGCUGCUCGCAUCCUGGUAGACUUUAACAGAGCACUACCACGAUUCGUCAAGGUUCUACCCGUAGAUUACAAGAGAGUCCUCGAGGAGGAGGCCGCCAAGGCGGUUGAGGCUAAGCGCGCAGAAUACAACCUCCCUACUAUAUCGGGCGUUCAGGCAAAGAAGGGAGAGAAAGCGGCCAAGCUAGCGGACAUUGAAGAGACUGUCGGCGACAACGCGGCUGACAAGAAGCGCGCUCUGGUCCUAGACAAGACCAAGGGCUUCAUGAAAUACCAGCGACGCUCGGAGAAGUAUCGCAGCGUCAAGACUAGAACUAAGGAUUGGGCCGAGCUCUCCCAGAGACUCAACGAGGAUGAGUUGAAGUAUCAGUCAGCCAGAUGCAUGGACUGUGGUGUUCCGUUUUGUCAAUCCGAGACGGGAUGCCCGAUCUCCAACAUCAUUCCUAAGUGGAACGAAUUGGUAUUCCAGAAUCAAUGGCAGGAUGCUCUCAACCGUCUGCUCAUGACGAACAACUUCCCCGAGUUCACUGGUCGGGUGUGCCCCGCCCCUUGCGAAGGUGCCUGCGUACUCGGCAUCAACGAGGACCCGGUUGGCAUCAAAUCCAUCGAGUGCGCCAUCAUCGACCGUGGCUUUGAAAUGGGUUGGAUGGUCCCCCGACCGCCCAAGGUCCGAACGGGCAAGACGGUUGCUAUCAUCGGCUCGGGUCCCUCCGGCCUCGCCUGUGCCGAUCAGUUGAACAGAGCCGGGCAUAGCGUCACCGUUUAUGAGCGCGCUGAUCGUCCGGGCGGCCUCCUCAUGUACGGAAUUCCCAACAUGAAACUCGACAAGCGCGUCGUCAAGCGGAGAACGGAUUUCAUGGCCGCCGAAGGCGUGCAAUUCAAGACCGGUGUCACUAUCGGAGAGGAAAUUACACUCACGGACCUCAAGGCCCAGAAUGACGCCGUCGUCAUCGCCACUGGCGCUACUGUUGCUCGAGAUCUUCCGAUUAAGGGUCGGAACCUGGAGGGCAUACACUUCGCCAUGGAAUUUUUGCACAAGAACACCAAAUCUCUGCUUGACUCGGAGCUCGCCGACGGCGCUUACCUCUCCGCCAAGGGCAAGCACGUCGUGGUGAUCGGAGGCGGCGACACUGGCAACGAUUGCAUCGGCACCUCAGUGCGUCAUGGUGCGAAGUCGGUUAUCAACUUCGAGCUCCUCCCACAACCUCCUCCGCACCGUGGUCGCGACAACCCGUGGCCGCAGUGGCCGCGAAUCUACCGCGUCGACUACGGCCACAAUGAGGUAGCGCAGCACAUGGGCAAGGAUCCCCGCGAGUACUGCAUCAUGUCCGAGGAGUUCGUCGACGACGGCAACGGACACGUCAAGGGGAUCAACACUAUUCGCGUCGAGUGGACCAAGUCCUCGACCGGCGGCUGGGAUAUGAAGAAGCUCGAGGAUACCAAGCAGUUCUUCCCCGCCGACCUCGUCCUCCUUUCCAUGGGAUUCCUCGGCCCGGAGGCGCGGGUACUCGGCGACGAGAUCGAGAAGGACGCGCGAAAGAACGUCAAGACGCCGACUGGCUCGUACGCAACCAAUAUCGAAGGCAUCUUCGCCGCUGGUGACUGCCGCCGCGGCCAGUCGCUGAUUGUUUGGUAAGCGGAAUGGUGUGUCAUGCCUGAGCUAGGGCGGUAGCUAACUGUGUGCUCCAGGGGUAUCAACGAAGGACGACAGGCUGCUCGUGAGGUAGAUCUAUACCUCCAACAUUACACCAGC
This is a messenger RNA of Durotheca rogersii, 6479 nucleotides long. RefSeq names its product glutamate synthase. The coding region runs from base 153 to 6362 and encodes 2069 amino acids. Gene Ontology annotation, molecular function: FMN binding; flavin adenine dinucleotide binding; iron-sulfur cluster binding. The transcript is spliced from 5 exons. The record is from RefSeq and is a predicted model, not a curated record. Lineage: Eukaryota; Fungi; Ascomycota; Sordariomycetes; Xylariales; Xylariaceae.